Messenger RNA from Chroicocephalus ridibundus (black-headed gull), 3687 nucleotides. It is a transcript of the gene RAB26, whose product is annotated as RAB26, member RAS oncogene family. Gene Ontology annotation, biological process: regulation of exocytosis. The transcript is spliced from 9 exons. NCBI's taxonomy places the organism in Eukaryota, Metazoa, Chordata, Aves, Charadriiformes, Laridae. The record is from RefSeq and is a predicted model, not a curated record. Gene Ontology annotation, molecular function: GTP binding; GTPase activity. Bases 35 to 832 code for a protein of 265 amino acids.
CCCCCAGCGCCCGGCGCGGCGCCGCGGCCCCGGUAUGUCGCGGAAGAAGGCGGCUCGCAGCAAAGGCGGCGGCGGCGGCGGCGGCGGCGGCGCCGCGCCCUCCACCGCGCUGCCCCCAGCCGCCCAGGGCACCGGCCGUGCCGCCGCCGCCCCGCGGGGCUCCGCGCCCGCCCCCGAGCUGCCCCGCAACGGCGGCGCGGCGGCCGGGCGGCCCUCGCUGAGCAGCAGCGGCGAGUUCUACGAUCUCGCCUUCAAGGUGAUGCUGGUGGGCGACUCGGGGGUCGGAAAAACCUGCUUGCUGGUGCGGUUCAAAGACGGUGCUUUCCUCGCUGGCAGCUUCAUUUCCACGGUCGGAAUCGACUUCAGGAAUAAGGUGCUGACGGUGGACGGGGUGAAGGUGAAGCUGCAGAUCUGGGACACGGCCGGGCAGGAGCGCUUCCGCAGUGUCACCCAUGCCUACUACCGGGACGCCCACGCCCUGCUCCUACUCUACGAUGUCACCAACAAAGCCUCCUUCGACAACAUCCAGGCUUGGCUGACAGAGAUUCAUGAAUACGCACAGCAAGACGUGGUCCUCAUGUUACUGGGAAACAAGGUGGAUUCAGCCCAGGACAGAGUGGUGAAAAGGGAAGACGGAGAAAAAUUAGCCAAGGAGUAUGGCGUGCCCUUCAUGGAGACCAGCGCAAAAAGUGGCCUCAAUGUUGAAUUAGCGUUCACAGCCAUUGCAAAGGAAUUGAAGCACAGGUCCAUGAAGCUGCCCAACGAGCCCAAAUUCAAGCUCCACGACUACGUGAAGAAGGAAGUGAGGGGCUCGGGCUGCUGCAGGUCCUAAUGCGCUGGGUGCAUUUGUACAGAGACUCGUGCCAAGUGUUCGUGCGCCGCGCUCUCUCCUCGUGGCCAAUGUGUGCAUGUCUGUCUGUCGUGUCUGUAUCUGCCUAAAAGGUGAGCUGAGACGUGGGGAAGCAGCAGCAGCAGAAAAAAAAAAUCUCUCUCGGCUGGGGUGGACGCUGGCCAUGCUGCAGCCACGUGCCAGGUGCUGCUCCCCGAGCCCCCAUCACAUCCAUCCAUGCUGCAAGCCCUCCGGCUCCCCUCGCCGGUCGCUCCUGCUCGCAGCCACUUGUCCCCGUGCAGGUGGGAGGUGAGCGUUCGGGAAGGGACCAGGAUGGUCUUGGGCUAUUGCUGUCGCGCCCUUCAGGACCUGGCUCUCUCUACCUGCUCAGCAUCAGCCAGGAGCGCUAUGAGGCUCCUUUAACGUUAGUAAGAAUUAUGGUGUGACUUAAGCGGAACGAACGCCUUCUCCCCACCAAACGUCUGGGUAGGGAAAAAGUCCUGAAUUCCCUUUUCUUUCCCCGCGUACCUGGAAUUCAGCUGUUCAGAGCCCCGCCCUGGGGCACACAGGAAAGACUUGUUCUCGAGGCAUUUUUUUGUAGUUGCUUACUGACGUCUGUCCGUCUUUCACGGGGUGUAACAUACCUCCUCGAUGAAGGUUCCUCCUCUUCCCCGCAGAUGACAAGAGCUUAGCUGUCUGUCUGAGUGAGCUCCUGCUAACCUGUUGUACAGAGAUUCCUGAAUGUUUAUCUGUUCGGUAAAGGCUUUGGUUCUCUUACUACUGCCGUUUCUAGUACUUUAAUUGAGAAGAAAUCUGAUGUAUUGCAGCUUAUCCUAAAUACCUUCAUGUAAGUGUGAUAGCGUUUUUAGACUGCAACAAUGCUUUGAUAUCUUCAAAGUUCUCUUGGGACAGCUCUUUCUGUUAACUGAAGGAAGCUGGGCGGGAUGCUGUAGGCAUUGAUUUCGCUGGUUUCGGACUCUUCUGCCAGCUCUCUUCAAGGGACUCCUCACCCCUUUGGUCUGUGUCAGGCAUUUGGCUCUUUCUUUUUUCUUUUUUUUUUUUUUUUAAAACUGCACUUUUAAGUACAAAUUUGCAUUUGGAUGAAAUGUUUGGCCUUUGGCAAUUUUCUCCUUUGAAAAUUCCACACGCACGAGCAGGUGCCCACUGCACUGAACCUCCCCACGCUGCCCUAAAUGGACCACUUUUAAAUUAAAAUAACCCAUCCUUCACUUCCUAGCCACCAGCCGAGCACCAGCUCUCUCAGCAGUUGGUUCAGACGCCUCUGCCCCUCGGUUUUCUCCAGCACUGCAUCCCUGACGUGCACAAAGACCCUCCGCAGCUGCUGCGUGUGAUUCAGGCAGGCAGGGACUCUCCUCAGAGCUACACUCCUCCGUCAGCUACAGUAAAAUGAGCAGCUAAAGUGCGUCCAGCACAAUAACAGUGUGAAAAAGGAUCCUAAAAUAAACCCACUGAGAACAGAGCAUUUUUUCCUAAAUAGCUUUUUAGGGAGAAACAAGUCUUUUAACUGACUGAUUUAAAUUUUAUUUGAAUUAUUUGUUGAAAAAGUUCCUGCAGGCACAUUUGCAGCCUGGAGCAGACCCCGGCUGCCAGCACCAACGCGGCAGGAGCGGGCAGGUGAGCUGUGCUGGCGGCAGCAAGCAGGGGCUGCAGGGGAAUGGCAGUCAGAGCCCCCCCAUGCCCCACCUCAGCAGCACUGCACCCCACAGAUCCAAGGGGACAGCCAGCAUCCGUUCCUCAGCCAAGACUUUCUCUGGAGUAACUGGAACUCCCUUCACCCGCUCUGAAAGGUGGCAAUGCCGGCUACAAGCGCUCUCUUAAGGUUUGUUGGCAAGUAGCAACAGAACACAGGGGAGGCUCUGCAAGUCGCUCAGGCACUCAAGAAGUGCACAGGAAUCUGUAAAACUCGUUGUUUCACGCUGCUUUGGUGAGCUUCGCUGUGCUCCCGUGGCUGCUGCUUGACCAGUGCCUCCUACGUGAAGCUGCUUAUCUCACAUUUCUCAUCCUGGGCUGUGUAGCACACAUUUGCUGGCUGAGGUUAAGAAAAAAAAAAUAUGGACUGGGGUUUUCUCUAGUCCUGAGCUUGCCAAGUACCAGUAUUUUGGUAUGGCGGCUGUGCAGGGAAGGGCCAGCCUGGCAGAGGCACAGAGCAGCAGUCAGAGCUCCCGUACCUGGUCUGUGCCCAGGUCUGCCUGCGGCACUGCUUUCUCAGCCCGACCUUCACAGGGCAGCAGCAGCCCCUGUCCCGAGGUGCCAGUCCCUGCACGGACACCCUGGCCCAGAAGCUACAGGGAGUCUCUUGGAAGGCAAAAAUAAGCAUCAGUAUGCUUAAUGCUCCCAUCAGGUUGCUGCCUUCACUCUUCCUCGCACGGGAGAGCCUUGCACCUUGUUCUCUUGAAGAAAAAAGCUGACAACUCUCAGCUUGCUUCUUCACUGUGGGACCAAAACCAAUUUAAAAACUAAUAUGUAAAUGCUGCCCUUCGGAGUACUUUAAAUAUGAAUGUUGGGAGCUAACUCUCCUCCAGCAGAGACAUCACAACUGCAUUUUGGGGUAUUAGACCUAAGCUUUUAAGGCAGAUUCAGCUCCCAUCUCUCCCGGUCACAAGCUCCCUAUAUAUAACUGGUCACCAGUGCCUGCACACUGACCUUGCCCUAAAGCUCUUCCUCAGACUGUUAUUUGGCAUCUUCUUACACGGGCCUUUACUGCCACCAAGCGAUGAGGAAUUGUUCAGUGCAUUCAAACAAGACAGAGGACUCGGCAUCAUGUGCAACUUCUCAUUUUUGCUGGCUCUUGUUUACAGCUUUUGUUUCAUUCCUGUUAAUAAAAUUUUUUAAUAAUC